This is a messenger RNA of Tetrahymena thermophila SB210, 1584 nucleotides long. RefSeq names its product kinase domain protein. Gene Ontology annotation, biological process: peptidyl-serine phosphorylation; protein autophosphorylation; intracellular signal transduction. The transcript has a single exon. The record is from RefSeq and is a predicted model, not a curated record. Lineage: Eukaryota; Ciliophora; Oligohymenophorea; Hymenostomatida; Tetrahymenidae. Gene Ontology annotation, cellular component: cytoplasm; nucleus. Gene Ontology annotation, molecular function: calmodulin binding; calcium/calmodulin-dependent protein kinase activity; calcium-dependent protein serine/threonine kinase activity.
AUGGAGAAUAUUAUUCAAACUAAUCCAUAAACUGAAACUAAUACUGCUAUUCAAAAGAAUAAAACAGAGGAAAGAGCAGGUACUCUUGAAAUCAAUGGCUUGGAAAUACUAGAAUUCGAUUUUGAGAAGAUGAGUAAAAUUUCAGAUAGCGAGUUUGAAUCACAAACUAUCUCUGAUAUUUACAAUUAAAUGACAGAAGAGCUAAAAAAAUUUGAAUAUGAAGAAUUCAGAUUUUUAAGUUCUGAUACUUAAGGAUGUUAAAUAUCUGCAAAUAAAAAAGGCAUUGAAAACAGACAUAUCAUUAAAGGAAUAUUUUCUAAAAAGAAUAAAGAAGAUGCUAACGAACUAAAAAAUUAUAUUGAUAAUUAAAUCAAGAUACUUAAGCAAUGUAGUGGAUCUCCUUACUCUAUAGAACUUGUUAAUGAGAUAGAAGGUGAAGAAAUGGUUUAUUUGAUCUUCAAUGCUAAUAAAGGAACCAUUUAGAAACUUUUAGAGCAACAAGGUGGAAAAUUAUCAGAAUUUUCUGUAAUAAAGUAUUCAAAAGAUAUUGCUGAAGGUAUAUGUCAUGCCCACAAGAAUGGUCACUUUUUUUAUCAUUUAAAUUUAGAUCAGAUUUUUAUAGAUUUCAAUAACAAUGCAGUUGUAAGUGCAUUUACUGCAAGAGAUUUAAACCUUUCUCAGGAAAAUUCUCUAUUCAUUGCUCCUGAAAUAGAAUAAAACUCAUAGGAAUAAGAUGCCAGUGAUAAUACUAAAGCUUCUACAUCACUUAGUAAAUAAAGCGAUGCUUUUUCAUUUGGAUGUCUUAUGAUUAGUAUGUUACUUGGUGUAACUGAACUUAAGAGAUAUGAAAAAAAAAAAGAGCAAAUAUCUGAGUACUUUGCUAAUUUAAGCGAUUCUUCAAGUAAAAAGGAGUCUCUUUAUAAAAUUAUCUCAAGAUUAACUAAAUUUGAUUCAAACGAAAGAAUGACAAUCUUUGAUUCACUCUCAGAGCUUUAAAAAAUGAUAUCUGUUGAUGUCAUUGCUGAAUAGGAAGUUUAAGAUUCAGGAGAUGAACAUAUUAAAAAUAUUAUGAUUUACAUUGAAAAGGUUUAAAAAAAAAUUGGAAAAAUUGGAGAAAAAGUUUAAAAUCUUAAACCAGAUCAUUCAGAAUUACUUAUUAAAAUAUAAAAUUUUGAGAAUUAGAUUAAAUUGAAAGACUAGAAAAUUGAUGAUCUCACCAAAUAACUUUUAGAUGAACAAAAAACACAUGAAAAUGAAAAAAAAAAACUCAAAGAAGGUUCUCUUAUAAAAGAUGAGCAAAUCUAAAAACUCAACUAAGAACUUGAAGGAUUAAGAAUUGAAUUCAAGAAGAAGGAAAAUGAAAUUAUUUUAAAAAAUUAAAGUCUCAUGAAGGAGCUUGAGGAAAGUUUGAGAAAUUAACUCCGAUUAAAGGUUAAAUAGACCCAUACUUAUUAAGGACCAGGCUUUUAUUGCAAUGACUGUAAUUACUAUUUUGGAUAAAAAUGGGGAUACCACUACGGAAAUUAAGUUAGUUUCUACUGCUCAAGUUGUUAGUCACAAUCAAUACACACCCUUAAGAGAUGA